UUUUCGGUAUGAUUAGCUUAUUUUCGUUUCAAUGAUUGAGUUGCCUUGCAGCGAGGACUCUUAACUGCUGAAAACUUGAGAGUCAGGAAAGCAAGAGAGGGAGAGAGAAAGAGAAAAGAAGAUGAAGUCUCUGAACGACAAUAACAAUGACAGCAAUAAUAACUGGCUUGGCUUCUCCCUUUCGCCUCACAUGAACAUGCAGGUGGCUACUGAUCCCAAAAACCGUCAUCAUCAGUGCCCUCAUCAUAGUCAAGCUUCUGCCCCUGUAUCUAAUGGUGUUCCUACCAGCUUCUACUUGUCUUCUCACCUCAAUGGCUCUGGAAUCUGCUAUGGAGUUGGUGCUAGUGGAGGCUUUCACGCUCCUUUGUCUGUUAUGCCACUUAAGUCAGAUGGCUCUUUAUGCAUCAUGGAAGCUCUCUGCAAUAGAUCACAGUCAGAAGGGAUUGUUCCUACUUCGUCUCCAAAACUGGAGGACUUUCUGGGUGGUGCAAUUAUGGACCCUCAUCAAUAUGGAAGUCACCAACGAGAAACAAUGCCACUCAGCUUAGACAGCAUGUACUACCACCAAGAUGCGAAUCAGGAACACAACCAGCUGUAUUCUCUGGACCUUCUCCAAGAACCCUUUAGAAAGCAAGAACAAGACUUUUCUGUUCAAACUCACCACUACUUUUCAGGACUUGCCUGCCAAGCCAUGUUUCUUUCGCCAUUGGAGGACGAAACCAAGGAUACCCAACUUGCAGACUGUGAUUCCCAGAUUCCUCCAUUGGGAGAAGAAACAUUGCCUUACUUUAAAAACUGGGUAGCUUCUCACUUCUCUACCCGUGGAUCAAUGGAACAACAGAUGACUAGUAGCAUGGUUGAUGAUGGAGCAGCUUCCGGCUUCGUCUGUCCAAUGGGUUGUGGGGACUUGCAGUCCCAAAGUUUGUCGAUGAAUCCUGGUUCCCAAUCCAGUUGCGUUACAGCUCCGAGGCAGAUCUCACCAACUACCGCUGAAUGUGUGGCCACGGAAACAAAAAAAAGAAGGCCUGAAAAGGUUGGUCGGAAGCAAACUGUUCAUAGGAAGUCCAUUGACACUUUUGGACAAAGAACAUCCCAGUAUCGGGGUGUCACAAGACAUAGAUGGACGGGUAGAUACGAAGCUCAUCUGUGGGACAACAGUUGCAGGAAAGAAGGGCAAACAAGGAAAGGGAGGCAAGUUUAUCUAGGGGGCUAUGACAUGGAAGAUAAGGCUGCCAGAGCUUAUGAUCUUGCUGCUCUCAAGUACUGGGGAUCUUCCACGCAUAUAAAUUUUCCGCUUGAAAAUUACCGUGAAGAACUGGAAGAAAUGAAGAACAUGAACCGCCAGAAAUAUGUUGUCCAUUUACGGAGGAAAAGUAGUGGGUUCUCGAGAGGGGCCUCAAUGUUCAGAGGAGUCACUAGACAUCAUCAGCGUGUAAGGUGGCAGGCUCGCAUUGGCAGGGUUGCUGGAUACAAGGACCUUUAUCUGGGAACAUUUAGCUUUAUCUGGGAACAUUUAGUAAGUUGUCAUUAG
Hibiscus syriacus is the source of this 1531-nucleotide messenger RNA. Its product is annotated as AP2-like ethylene-responsive transcription factor ANT. Gene Ontology annotation, biological process: regulation of DNA-templated transcription. Gene Ontology annotation, molecular function: DNA binding; DNA-binding transcription factor activity. Bases 122 to 1531 code for a protein of 469 amino acids. The transcript is spliced from 8 exons. The record is from RefSeq and is a predicted model, not a curated record. Lineage: Eukaryota; Viridiplantae; Streptophyta; Magnoliopsida; Malvales; Malvaceae.